Molecule: messenger RNA, 1262 nt
Organism: Dipodomys spectabilis (banner-tailed kangaroo rat)
Lineage: Eukaryota; Metazoa; Chordata; Mammalia; Rodentia; Heteromyidae
Product: cadherin-12
Exons: 6
Coding region: 1-1230 (409 amino acids)
Biological process (GO): multicellular organism development; cell morphogenesis; adherens junction organization
Cellular component (GO): catenin complex; membrane; adherens junction
Molecular function (GO): cadherin binding; calcium ion binding
Source: RefSeq, a predicted model, not a curated record
AUGCCUGGUGUCACUGAAGAUAAUAUUGCUAGUUUUUAUCGUAAUUUUCCUACCAUCAUUCAGCACAAGGAUGAACCAGAAAACAAUGCCAAUAUCAUGAAGUACUUCAUAGAUUGGAAGACGGAUGGGGACAGCUACUUUGCAGUAGAUGGGACUGAAGGAACCAUUGCCACUAAUGAAUUACUGGACAGAGAAAGCACCGCACAGUAUAAUUUCUCCGUAAUUGCAAGUAAAGUUAGCAAUCCGUUAUUAACCAGCAAAGUCAACAUACUCAUUAAUGUCCUCGAUGUCAACGAAUUCCCACCAGAAAUAUCUGUGCCAUAUGAGACAGCUGUGUGUGAAAAUGCCAAGCCAGGACAGAUAAUUCAGAUAGUCAGUGCUGCAGACCGAGAUCUUUCACCUGCGGGGCAGCAGUUCUCAUUUAGAUUAUCUCCGGAGGCUGCCAUCAAACCAAACUUUACGGUCCGUGACUUCAGAAAUAACACAGCUGGGAUUGAAGCCAGAAGAAAUGGAUACAGCCGCAGGCAGCAAGAGUUGUACUUCCUCCCUGUUGUAAUAGAAGACAGCAGCUACCCUGUACAGAGCAGUACAAAUACUAUGACUAUUCGAGUUUGUAGAUGUGACUCUGAUGGCACCAUCCUGUCUUGUAAUGUGGAAGCCAUUUUUCUACCUGUAGGACUUAGCACUGGGGCUUUGAUUGCAAUCCUCCUAUGCAUUGUUAUACUCUUAGCCAUAGUUGUGCUGUACGUCGCGCUGCGGAGGCAGAAGAAGAAGGACACCCUGAUGACCUCUAAGGAAGACAUAAGAGACAACGUCAUCCAUUACGAUGAUGAAGGCGGCGGGGAGGAAGACACGCAGGCUUUCGACAUUGGGGCUCUGAGAAAUCCCAAAGUGAUUGAAGAGAACAAAAUUCGCAGGGAUAUAAAACCAGACUCUCUCUGUUUACCUCGUCAGAGACCACCCGUGGAAGACAACACAGACAUAAGGGAUUUCAUCAAUCAGAGGCUACAGGAAAACGACAUGGACCCAGGAGCACCCCCGUAUGAUUCCUUGGCCACAUAUGCCUACGAAGGCAGUGGGUCUGUCGCAGAAUCCCUCAGCUCCAUAGACUCUGUCACCACAGAGGCGGAUCAGGACUAUGAUUAUCUGACGGACUGGGGACCCCGCUUUAAGGUCUUGGCAGACAUGUUUGGUGAAGAAGAGAGUUAUAACCCUGAUAAAGUCACUUAAGAAAGAGGUGAAGGCUGACACACAACCGAGAG